AUUUUCCUUUCUUUCAUUUUUUUUUUCUGUUUCUGUUCAUAAAAAUUUGUAAUGUACUCGCACUAAGACAGACAACAAAAAUAACCUACAACCUUGUGAUCUAUGCACCCACAAAAGCAACAACAAGAGAGAGCAAAACCCUGAAAACGACGGCACUUGUUUAUUUUACUGCCCCAGGUUCUUCUUAUACAUAUUGUUUAUAUCGCGCUCGUCGCUAAACGCGCCGUUUAGUUUGAUUUGAGCUGCAAGUGCAAGCGGGCGAGUCAAGCGUCAAGUAUCGAGUAUCGAGCGAGAACCGUGAAUUAAGCGAAAGUUAUUUGUUGAGCAACGAUCACACAUUUCCAAAACCAAACCGCCGAUAGAAACUGUGCGCCUUUAUGUAUUCAACAGUGGCAUGCAUUUGUAUCUCGAAGACUUAUUGCAAAUGCAGCUAUACAAGAUUUAUGACAACAUGCAACGUUAUAACAACAACACCAAUAACAACCAAAACAACAACAAUCAAAACAACAACCAAAACAACACCAAUAACGGCAACAACAGCAACAGCAAACGCUGCGCACAGAAAUACGCCAAUGGCAACUUAGCAACGGCUGCUGGCCAUGGCCCAGCAGCAGCAGCAGCAGCAACAACAACUGCAAGCAAUAAUUACCAGCAGCAGCAGCAGCAGCAAAGCAACGGUAACAACAGCAAAGCGACACGCAAGUCGCGCUACAACAACAAGCGUCAGGAUGUGCAAGGAGCCGCCGCCGCCGCCUACAACAUGCAGAAGCGCACAAAUGCCGCUGGCAACGAUUCGUCCUGGCACCGUUUUGUCACUUCUUCAUGCAUCGAAGAGAAAUAUCUGGGCCAACACAAUCCCGGACAUCGCAACAGCACCAGCAGCGAGGCGACCAGCGAGGACAUCAACUCGAGCGACGAGCACCUGAACCUGAAGCCCAAAUGCCGGCCGGCCAACAACAAUGCCCAUGUCAAUGGCAAUGGCAAUGUCAAUGUCAAUGUCAAUGGCAAUGGCAAUGGCAAUGGCAAUGGCAACAAUGGUGCCGCCGGCUGCGGCAACAAGUCGCGCUCCAAGCGGCAGCAGAAGGCGCAGGCCAUGAAGCAGGCAUUGGCCAGACAGACGGGCCAGACGCAGACGCAGGCACAGGCGCAGGGGCAGGCCAUGCCCAUGAUGGAGCAGUGCGGCAAAGCGAAUGGCAAGUGCAAGCAAAGCAAGUGGCGCAACAACAACAACAACAGCAACAGCAGCAACAACAGCAGCGGCAGCAACAAUUGCAAUCAGAAGCGGGGCAGCAACAAUGGCAAAGCCAAGCAAAGCAAAUGCAACAACAAGCCGCACAAUGGCCACAACAACAACAGCAACAACAACAACAACAGCAACGACAACAACAACAACAGCAACAGCAACAGCAAUAGCAACAACAGCAACAUUUUGAGCAAGACAAAGUGCGGCGGCAACAGCUCGAACUCCUCGUCGGCGCUCAGCUCGCCGGGCAGCUCGCCGAACGGCAGCAGCUGCAGCAGCAUACGCAGCAGCAGCGGCAACAGCAGCGGCAGCGGCAGCAGCAGUGGCAGUGGCAGUGGCAGCGGAUGUGGCAGUGGCAGCAUCGGCAAACAUGCCCCAAACUCUGUCGCCGGCUGGCAGCGCGAGGAGCGGCAGCUGCACAAGGCGCAGCGGCAGAAUGUUAACUUUCUGGUGCCGCCGCUGCGGCAAUACGAGCGCCUGGACAUCGACGAUGGGGCGCUGCUGCGCCAGCUGCGUCGCUACCUGAUCGAUCAGAAUCUGUUGCGUGUCUAUGGGUUUCCGGUGGCCAGCGUGGUGCACGAUGGCGCCAUCGAGAUCUUCAAGUGCUUGCCGCACAUGAGCUUUGCCGCCGCCCAUGUGAUGGCCGUCACGGAGACGGCUCUAACGGUAAUCAAUUGCCACGACGGCCUGACACUGAACACCGGCAAUUUCGAGGAGCCCAACAACAUUGAGGCCAACGAGCAGCCACCUGGCGACGGCAGCAGCAGCAGCAGCAGCGGCAGCGAGAGCAGCGAGAGUCCAACGGCAACAUCAACAGAUUCGGGCAACAUAUCGCCACGCUCGCUAGACUCGGAGUCGGGCGGGGAGUGGAGCGGCAGCGAAUGCGAGUCGGCGCCAAGCGCCGAAAGCGGCUACGGCCUAGAGCUAUAUUGCAACUAUGCGCUCGUCGAGCGCAGCCUGGCCAAGCAGUGCGUCCGCUGCAAGCGGGACUUCCUGGUCGACGAGCUGAGCGGCCAGUAUUUGACGCGCGAGGAGUGCAGCUAUCAUUGGGGCAAGUAUCAUCGCUGCUACGAUGGCAGCGCCUGGAUCAGCCGCUGGACCUGCUGCAAUGCCAGCGAGGAGUCGGCCCUCGGCUGCACACGACACGAGCUGCACGUGUGGACGGGCUCGGUGGUGGGCGUGAAUGGACCCUAUCAUGAUUUUGUCCAUACACGACCGCGUGCCGCAUUAUCGGCGCGCAGCCGGGAACCGCCGGCCGUCUAUGCGCUCGACUGCGAGAUGAGCUAUACGGGCCGCGGCCUGGAUGUGACCAAGGUCUCGCUGGUGGCGCUCAACGGUCAGCUGGUGUAUGAGCAUUAUGUGCGACCCGAUGCCGAUAUUGUUGACUAUAAUACACGCUAUUCGGGCGUUACCGCCAAGGAUCUCAAGUCGAGCGGCGUCAAGACGCUCGCCGAGGUGCAGCGCGAUCUGCUGGAGCUGAUCGAUGCCGAUACCAUACUGAUCGGACACGGCCUGGACAAUGAUUUGCGCGCUCUGCGUCUCGUCCACAAUACGCUGAUCGAUACAUCUAUCGCGUUCCCGCACACCAGCGGCUUCCCCUAUCGCCGUGCCUUGCGACAUCUGACCAAAACGCAUCUCAAUCGCGAGAUCCAGUGCGGCGAUGGCGCCACCGGGCACAGCAGCUUCGAGGAUUCGCGCGCCUGCAUGGAGCUAAUGUUGUGGCGUGUCCGGCGCGAACUCAAUGCGAAUCCCACUAGCUGGGAUGAUUAGCGGGCGGCAACGGCGGUGGCGGUGGCGGCGGCGGCGACGGCGGCGGGUUCAACUCAUUUAGCUCCUGCCAAUAUCCUAUCAUCAGAACUGUGGGCGGGGCCACCAAGUACUUUUUAGUCUGUAAGACGUUGCUAGUUAUAGUUCAUUUUUGGGGCGUACCCGCACUGGUCGCCUCUUGUAUUUAAUCUCAGCCUAUGUUUGUUUUGUCCUCCUGCGGCCAGCGCUCUCACCCCUCACCGCGCACCCC
Molecule: messenger RNA, 3260 nt
Organism: Drosophila montana
Lineage: Eukaryota; Metazoa; Arthropoda; Insecta; Diptera; Drosophilidae
Gene: prage
Product: prage
Exons: 4
Coding region: 395-3013 (872 amino acids)
Cellular component (GO): nucleus
Molecular function (GO): nucleic acid binding; exonuclease activity
Source: RefSeq, a predicted model, not a curated record